Messenger RNA from Amoebophrya sp. A120, 440 nucleotides. Lineage: Eukaryota; Dinophyceae; Syndiniales; Amoebophryaceae. The record is from the annotation of a GenBank genome assembly.
GCAGCCUUUGGUUUCAAGAACUGCAGUUUCAUCUUCACGUUGUUUUCAGACGAGACGUAGAACAACAUCUUUUCAUUUUCAAAGAAGAAGAUAUUACUUACGAAGAUGCGCGACGAUGUCCACCGGGUCUACGUGCGGCGGGAGGACGUGUCCGCUUAUUGUCGCAACAACCGUUGUGCCUUCCUUCCCGCCUCCGUCACGACAAAUGCCUACGGGGAUGUGUCUUCCCUCACUACCAAAGACGGGCUGCACAAGUCCCUGUCCCUGUUUUUUCGCGAGCUGGUGCGCGAACGGAUCGAGCAGGAGUUCCUCGGCGCGCUCCCCAAAAUGUACUUGCAGCACCGAAAACCGUGGUGGCUGCGCUGGAAGGGAGCAGCUUCUUCCUCGUCGGGCGACAGAAAAGGAAAUAGAAGCAAAGGGAAGAAGUCAGUCGCGGUACU